This is a messenger RNA of Spea bombifrons (plains spadefoot toad), 1259 nucleotides long. RefSeq names its product bMERB domain-containing protein 1-like. Lineage: Eukaryota; Metazoa; Chordata; Amphibia; Anura; Pelobatidae. Bases 157 to 744 code for a protein of 195 amino acids. The transcript is spliced from 6 exons. The record is from RefSeq and is a predicted model, not a curated record.
UCCCCUCCUUCCACUGCCCUUCGUCUUCCCCUGAUGCCUUCCAUUCAGACAUAAGUUGCCAUUCCCCUCCACCCCCAUAGCAAUGAUCCGUCCAGGAAAACUCUGGCUGCCGAGGACCCGUAGAUAAAUCCUCCUGGGGACGCCGGUCUGUUUACGAUGGAGAAGGAACGCAGAGCUUCCAAUCAGUACGGAUCCCUCGAAACCACUAAGUGGAAGCAUUCGGAGAAAGCUACAGGUGAAGAUGUCAUCUCCAUGGCAGAUUCUACGACGACAGUGGAUGAUAUUGAAGAUGAGUUAUUUAAAAUUGAACGAAUCCGGGAGAUCCUAGUGAGGAGAGAGUCCGAGCUCCGGUACAUGAUGGAUGAUUUUCAACUUUGUAAAGAGAUAACGAGGCUCAAAAAGGAGCUACAGCAGCUGGUCUCCAUACCCGAGAAGGAGAAGUCCAGCGAGGAUCGUCAGCGAGAGGAGGAUCUCCUCCAACGUAUUCACAAACUAGUGGAAACCCGGGAUUUCCUAGUCGAUGAUGUGGAGUUCGAGAGAUUGAGGGAGAGAGACGAAGACAAGGAAAUGGAUGAGUUCCUGCAGAGCAAAUUGUCCAAAAGUUACCUGAAGAAAGCAGUCCCCAGGAAAGAGAAGACGUCGACCACCACCUCCCGUGCCCAGCAGACUUCCACCCCUUACGUUACGAAGACGGGACUUACUCUUUUAAAAGAGUGUUGUGGGUUCACCUGUUCCAUCAUGUAGCACCGCUGGCCAAUAACACCAAUAUGAAGGCUCUUCAGGGCUUGGAUCUGAUUUACCUCCACCACCACCACCACCAAGACACCAAAAUGACCUUCACUUCUAUCACCAUUCUAGUAUCAUGUGGUGGAACCUUUCUACAGCCAAAGUGUCCGUGGCAUAUCUUAAAGCUACAUGUGACAGUCCUGCUUUGAUGGAUCAUUGGCUAUUUCUUCCACUAAACAUGGUCAACUGUAUAUUUCCCCCCCCCCAAUAGCUUCGACUCCACAUACGGUGUAGCUCAACCAUACCAGUACCGUAUGGAAGAAUCUUCCAGGACGAUGGGUUAAAGGCCUCCUCGGACAUUCUACAACUUAAGCAGCAAACGAAAGUGCAUACAAAGUGCGUGGUAAUUGUGCGUUGCGUCGUGUAACAUGACCUCUGGUGAAAAUCUGUUUUCCGAUAUGGCGUUUCUUCGCUCUUCUUCUGUUGCUUGCGAUGUUCUCCGGUUGUGAUGAAAUAAACCGAAUGUAAUGGUU